Messenger RNA from Penicillium subrubescens, 1593 nucleotides. Its product is annotated as MFS transporter. Gene Ontology annotation, biological process: transmembrane transport. Lineage: Eukaryota; Fungi; Ascomycota; Eurotiomycetes; Eurotiales; Aspergillaceae. Gene Ontology annotation, molecular function: transmembrane transporter activity. The record is from RefSeq and is a predicted model, not a curated record. The coding region runs from base 1 to 1593 and encodes 530 amino acids. The transcript is spliced from 5 exons.
AUGGAUGUCGAACAGUCCGCCGGCAUGUUUUCCGCGGCCGAGGCCGCCGAGGUGGGCAAGAAGAAGCAAAGUGAUCGCUUUUUCGAUGAGGACCGAUCCGUCGGCCAUGGAGAAAAUGAUCUGCUCGGCGGGGAGAAAGUUGACGCGGUGCUCGCGGCCAAGAUGAUUCUGGUGAACGAUGCCAUCGAUGAGAUUGGAUUCACCCCUCAUCACUGGAAACUGUUCUGCCUCAACGGCUUCGGUUACGCUGUCGAUUCCUUGAUCCUGCUGAUCCAGUCCAUCAUCUCUGUCCAAGCUCAGAAGGAAUUUCACCCAGGAUACUCGACUGGUCUGACUAUUGCAGUUUAUGUGGGCAUGCUCGUGGGCGCCAUAUUCUGGGGCUUUUCUGCAGACAUCAUUGGGCGCCGCUUUGCUUUCAACGUCUCACUGUUUGUCUCGUCUGUCUUUACCGUUGUCGCGGGUGCUUCUCCAUCCUGGGUCACGCUGGGCCUCUUUGUCUGUUUGAGCGCCUUCGGGGCGGGAGGAAACCUGGUUCUCGACACGACUGUGUUUCUCGAAUAUCUGCCCAGUCGGGACCAGUGGUUGUUAACGUUGAUGGCAGCCUGGUGGGGUCUGGGCCAGUUGAUUGCCGGUCUGUUUGCCUGGGGCUUCCUUCCAAAUUUUUCAUGUGAGGAUGACACCAACUGUACGCGAGCCAACAACCAAGGAUGGCGCUAUAUCUGGUACACCUCGGGUGCAUUUGUCUUUGUGCUCUCCGUUCUCCGAAUCACUAUCAUUCGACUAGAAGAGACCCCGAAGUUUUUGCUGGCCGAGGGUAAAGAUGCCGAUGCAGUCCGAGUACUGCAAAACAUUGCAACAAAGUACAAACGACCUUGCAGUCUCACUGUCGAGCGGUUGGAAGCCUGUGGGAUGAGUCAGACCCGCUCAACCACCGCAACGGGACUUUCCCAGCGUCUCAUUUCACCCAAGGAAGUGCUUCACCACUUGCAUGGCCUCUAUGCAACCCGAAAAAUGGGCUGGUCGACCACUUUGGUAUGGUUUUCUUGGCUUCUAAUCGGUCUAGCUUAUCCCCUGUAUAAUGUCUUCCUUCCUUCCUACCUGGCUACAAGAGGCGCCAAGUUCGGAGAAUCCAGCCAAUACAUCACCUGGCGCAACUAUGCCAUCAACAACACUUGUUCCAUCUUUGGUCCAGUUCUGGCAGGCUUCAUGUGUCGUUCUCGCUGGUUUUGGGGUCGCCGGGGAACCAUGAUCAUCGGUGCCUUGGUCACCAUGGUCUUCUUCUUCUGCUACACACAAGUGCGCACGGCGAGUCAGAAUCUGGGUUUUACCUGUGCCAUCUCGUUCUGCCUUAACAUCUAUUACGGCACACUUUAUGCCUACACGCCUGAGGUCUUCCCUUCUGCGCAUCGCGGAACGGGCAAUGGGGUGGCUAUCGGUCUGAACCGAAUCAUGGGCAUCGUGAGUGCGGUGGUUGGACAGGCUGCGAAUACAAAAACACCUGUGCCAAUCUUCAUUUGUGCCGCAUUGUACAUCGUGAUGGCCAUUGUGGCGGCAGCUCUCCCUUUCGAGCCAUAUGGCCGGCGAAGCAGCUGA